Molecule: messenger RNA, 657 nt
Organism: Lactuca saligna
Lineage: Eukaryota; Viridiplantae; Streptophyta; Magnoliopsida; Asterales; Asteraceae
Source: the annotation of a GenBank genome assembly
AUGAACAGAUCUGGAGAUGGUCAUGAGGACAGAUUAAUGAUACUCAGCAUCUUCGAUCCUCAAUUCGAUCGUCAGCCUUCAAGCAGUCGAGAAAAGAAUCCAAAAUUGCUUCCACGUCCGAUUAGUAGUUUAAAGCAUCUAGGGUUGCUUGGUUUUCAAGUUGGUGCUUUAGAACAACUUCCAUUUGAAUAUAUGUUGCUGGGUUUUGCUGAUUUUCUGCAAGAGAUGUCAUCUUUAAUGGAAAACGUAAAGAAAGAGGUGAACAGCUACUCUUUGAUUUCAAGAAAUCCAAAUUUGACUUGUAUUACUACCAUCGGAUUUAAAUCUAACAUGCGGAAAAUUAUUGGAUUUGACAGGAGAAAAACUAUAGUUUUGGGGAACUAUGAACGCUUCUUAGACGUGAGGCUUACUAGAGAUAACAACAUAACGACUGGAAAGAUCUAUCAGCUACAAUUUGUGUUGUAUCAAGCAAGGAGAGCUCUUGAGGCUCUUAAAGGAGUUCUGAAGCUACAAGCCUUGGUGAGAGGACACAAUGUAAGGAGGAGGACAAAGAUGACACUCAAGUGUAUGCAAGCACUGGUUCGUGUCCAAGCUCGAGUUUGUGACCAACGCAAAAAGAUUUCAAAUGAAGGAAGCUUCGACUCCAACAUCUUUUAG